Molecule: messenger RNA, 472 nt
Organism: Frieseomelitta varia
Lineage: Eukaryota; Metazoa; Arthropoda; Insecta; Hymenoptera; Apidae
Exons: 2
Coding region: 89-472 (127 amino acids)
Source: RefSeq, a predicted model, not a curated record
AUAUCUGUGAUCACAAAUAAAACAAGACAUAAAAGUUUAUGAGCGUACUCUUUCAAAAAUUGCUUCAAACUUUGUUUCAGGUAUUUCGAUGUCGAUAAUAUACAAUGCAGAAUAUAGGAAAAAUGUUCUUUCUGUUUCCUUUUUUCCUCGUGAGACCAAUUGUCACGCUGAUCUUGACGAUUCAAAGGUAGUCAGGGCGACAUCUGUCGGUCCGCCGGGGAAAAGUCCGUACGUCUACGUGUUCGACGUGCACGCGAACACGGCCCCUCGCGAACUAGUGGCCAUGUUGCGUCGCUAUGUCUACGAUUGGCUCCACCUUUCCCCGCACCCUCCACCAACGGUGAGCCAAGAACACUCUUUUUCACCAAUCAGAUGCAAGCUGAUCCCGCCAACGACACUCGCUCGUGCGCUCUAUAAGAGAGUCACAUUGCAGAAGCCUGUAGCUGUGUUCGACUACGAUAUCUGUAUAUGA